AUGGCGUGUGCCUUGAAAAGGCUCAUAAUUGCUGAAAUGAAUCAACGCAGAAAGGCGGAUCCUAAAUAUCCCGUCAUGUUCGUUUUAGUUUGUAAACGGACAUUGAGACUAAGGAUUGAAAAACAGUAUUUCACCUUGGAGGAGGCUGCUGCACGUUACUCCAUACCAGUGGAAGCAAUAGUGGAGGAAAGGAAUCGUAAUGGAAAUGCUCAUUCUUCCGAAGUGCGUAGUACCGGAAAACGUCCUGCUUCUACUGACAAUUCCGCUGAGGGGCCCUCAGCAAAAACCGCCAAGCACUAA
This is a messenger RNA of Cylicocyclus nassatus, 300 nucleotides long. The record is from the annotation of a GenBank genome assembly. NCBI's taxonomy places the organism in Eukaryota, Metazoa, Nematoda, Chromadorea, Rhabditida, Strongylidae.